AUGAGAAAGGUCAAGGAGAGAAUACAAGUGCUGCAGAUGAUAGAAAUUCAAAGUGUCCAUGGAAGCUUAAUGCAGCUAUUAGGAAAAAAAUCACUUGGCCAAUUUAUGAUCUCUAGUUAUUGCGGACGCCAUACAUGUUCUAAUUCGACUGCAACUUAUGAUCAUAAGACUUUGACUUCCUAUUAUAUCACAAAGCUAAUUAUGCCCGAAGUUAGGCGGGAACUUGAUCUUACUCCAGGACAGAUAAUUACAAGGGUAUAUGAUAUGAAAAGAAUAACAAUAUCCAAGUUUAAAGCAUAUAAUGCACGGAGGAAGGCGUUGACUAAAAUCUUUGGAGAUUGGGAGGAAUCUUACCAAUUACUUUCGCAUUACCUUUCAGUAAUUAUGAGGAAAAAUCCGGGUACCGAAUAUGACAUAGUGUCUAAGGAGGUCGCGCCAGAAAUGGAGAGGUUCAUACAUGUUUUUUGGGCAUUUGGGCCCGCUAUCAGAGGGUUCUCUUUUUGUCGUCCGCUCUUAAGUAUCGAUGGAACACAUUUAUAUGGCAAGUACAAAGGAGUGCUCUUGGUUGCGACCGAUGUAGAUGCAAACGGUGGGCUAUUUCCUAUAGCUUUUGUAGUUGUGGAGGUGGAGGAUACAUCGAGUUGGAAGUGGUUUUUUCAAUGUAUUUACAAAUAUAUUUUGACUGUUCAAAGUCCACGAGUUAUUACCUUUAUUUCUGACCGGAUGAAAGGAAUUCCACGAGCCUUGCACGAGGGGUGGAGUGCACCACAUCAUCACCGAUAUUGCUUGCGGCAUAUAAGAGCUAAUUUUAAGAAAAAACAUGGAGAGGUCAAUUUACAAAAUCUAUUAUGGCAAGCCGGUUGUGCAACUGACUCACUGGUAUAUGAGCAUUAUAGAGAGAAAAUUAAAUCCAUAUCACUUGAAGCCCACGAUUGGAUUGAACAAAACUUGAAGCCACAAUACGAAGAUCGAUGGGCAUUAUGUAAAGAUGGUGGAGUGCGAUAUUGUAUGAUGACAACUAAUUGCUCCGAAAGUUUCAACGACGUACUUAAGGGUGCCCGUGCUAUGCCAAUUCAAGCCUUAGUUGCAAGGAUGUUUUAUAGAUUGAAUGCAUACUUUAAUAAGAGGCGUAGUGAUAGUGCAAAUUGGACGAGUAAGUACACUUCAAAAAAUGAGAUUAUUUUGCAGAAAAGGAGUAUGGCUGUGAGAACAUGUAGAAUUGAACAAUUCAACAACAAUGAGUGGGAGGUUAAAGAUUGUGAUGGUACAUACACCGUUCAUCUCGACGAUCAGGAAUGCGGUUGUACUUGUAGUAUACCACAAUUACAGAAAAUCCCAUGUCAACACGUUUUAGCAGCUAGUUCCAAUCAAGAUGGUGGAGCUAGAUUGCUUUAUGACCGAUAUUGCUCAGCUUGGUAUUCAACAAAUCAUUAUCGAAAGGCUUAA
Molecule: messenger RNA, 1446 nt
Organism: Asparagus officinalis (garden asparagus)
Lineage: Eukaryota; Viridiplantae; Streptophyta; Magnoliopsida; Asparagales; Asparagaceae
Exons: 1
Coding region: 1-1446 (481 amino acids)
Molecular function (GO): zinc ion binding
Source: RefSeq, a predicted model, not a curated record